CGCCUUCCACGGUAGACCAAAGAGCCCGCCGGCUCGACACCAGAAUUCGCAGAGAUGUCGAUCUCCUUCCCGCAAGAAGAGGAGCGCAUCCUCGCCCUCUGGAGAGAGAUCAACGCCUUCCAGCGCCAGAUCGAACUGUCCAAGGGCAAAAAGCCCUACACCUUCUACGAUGGCCCGCCCUUUGCGACCGGCCUUCCGCACUACGGCCACUUGCUCGCCUCCACCAUCAAGGAUAUUGUGCCCCGGUACUGGUCUAUGAAGGGCCGCUAUGUCGAGAGGCGCUUCGGUUGGGACACCCACGGCGUGCCCAUCGAGCACGAGAUUGACAAGAAGCUGGGUAUUAGUGGCAAGGAUGCUGUCAUGCAGAUGGGCCUGGAAAAAUACAACGAAGAGUGCAGGGCUAUUGUCAUGAGAUUUGCUUCCGAGUGGAGGCAGACCAUUGACAGGCUGGGAAGGUGGAUUGACUUCGACAAUGACUACAAGACUAUGGACCCCAAGUUCAUGGAGUCCGAGUGGUGGGUUUUCAAGCAAUUGUUCGAAAAGGACGCCGUCUACCGCGGUUUCAAGGUCAUGCCUUACUCUACCGCGCUCAACACGCCUCUGAGCAACUUCGAGGCACAGCAAAACUACAAGGACGUCCAGGACCCCGCCGUUGUCAUUUCCUUCCCGCUGGUGGAGGACCCCAACACCUACUUCCUCGCUUGGACGACUACGCCCUGGACCCUUCCGUCGCACACCGGUCUCUCCGCGCACCCCGAUUUCGUGUACGUCAAGAUCCUCGAUGAGGCGUCCGGCAAGAACUACAUCCUUCUCGAGAGCCUGCUCAAGACGCUCUACAAGGACCCCAAGAAGGCGAAGUACAAGGUCGUGACCAAGUACAAGGGCUCGGAAAUGCUGGGAUGGAAGUACGAGCCUCCGUUUGAUUACUUCAAGGAGGAGUUCAAGGACGUCGCUUUCAAGCUUUUGAAUGCUACCUACGUUACUGCGGACAGUGGUACUGGUAUCGUUCACCAGUCGCCUGCCUUUGGUGAGGACGAUUACAACGUCGCGUGGGCCGCUGGCAUCAUCAACGAGAAGCGCCUGCCUCCCAACCCUGUGGACGAGAAGGGAUGCUUCACCGCCGAGGUCACCGACUUCGUCGGCAUGCAUGUCAAGGCCGCCGACAAGGCCAUCCUUAAGCACUUGAAAGCCACUGGCCGCGUGGUCGUCGACAGCCAGAUUACUCACAGUUACCCCUUCUGCUGGCGUUCGGAUACCCCUCUUAUCUACCGGGCGGUGCCUUCGUGGUUCGUCAAGAUUCCCGACAUCAUUCCCGAUAUGUUGGCUGGUAUCGAGAAGUCGCACUGGGUUCCUUCUUUCGUCAAGGAGAAACGUUUUGCGAGCUGGAUUUCGAAUGCGCGCGACUGGGCUGUCUCCAGGAACAGGUACUGGGGUACUCCCAUUCCCCUCUGGGUCAGCGACGACUUCAAGGAGGUUGUCUGUAUUGGCAGUGCCCAAGAACUCAAGGAGCUGAGCGGUUACGAGGGCGAAAUCCUUGACCUGCACCGUCACAAGAUUGACCACAUCACCAUUCCUAGCAAGCAGGGCAAAGGUGUCUUGAGGAGAAUUGAGGAGGUCUUUGACUGUUGGUUCGAGUCUGGUAGCAUGCCUUAUGCUUCCCAGCACUACCCCUUCGAGAACAAGGACCAAUUCCACCAGUCUUUCCCUGGAGACUUUAUUGCCGAGGGUCUUGACCAGACUCGCGGUUGGUUCUACACCAUGACUGUUCUCGGUGUUCACCUUUUCGGCAAGCUGCCUUUCCAGAACUGUAUCGUCAACGGUAUCGUCCUGGCUGAGGAUGGCAAGAAGAUGUCCAAGCGUCUGAAGAACUACCCCGACCCCCAGAAGGUCAUGGACGAAUACGGUUCGGACGCUCUCCGUCUUUACCUCAUCAACUCGCCCGUCGUCCGUGCCGAGCCUCUGAGGUUCAAGGAAGCUGGUGUCAAGGAGAUUGUCUCCAAGGUCCUGCUGCCGCUCUGGAACAGCUACAAGUUCUUCGAGCAGCAAGUCACGCUUCUGAAGAAGGUUGCUGAUGUCGACUACGUUUUCGACCCCAGCGCCGAGAAGACCAACACCAACGUUAUGGAUCGCUGGAUCCUGGCUUCUUGCCAGAGUCUUCUCAAGUACGUUAACGAGGAGAUGGCUGCCUACAGGCUGUACACUGUCGUGCCCAGGUUACUUGGUCUCAUCGAGAACACCACGAACUGGUACAUCAAGCUCAACCGUCGUCGCCUGAAGGGCGAGUACGGCAUUGACGACACCCAGCACGCUCUCAACACUCUCUUCGAGGUCCUCUAUACCCUUACCCGUGGCCUCGCUCCCUUCACUCCCUUCAUCACCGACAACAUCUACCAGCGUCUUCUUCCUCAUAUUCCCGAGAACCUGCACGGUGAGGACUCUCGCAGUGUUCACUUCCAGCCGUUCCCUGAGGUCCGUGAGGAACUCUUCGAUGAGGCCGUUGAGCGCCGUGUCGGCCGUAUGCAGGCCGUCAUCGACCUCGGCCGUGUCUCGCGUGAGCGUCAAAACGUUGGUCUCAAGACGCCCCUCAAGACGCUCAUCAUCAUCCACUCCGACCAGCAGUACCUCGACGACGUGAAGUCGCUUGAGGGCUACGUCUGCGAGGAGAUGAACGUGCGCGACCUUGUCCUCUCCUCCGACGAGGACAAGUACAACGUCCAGUACUCGGUCAGCGCCGACUGGGCCGUCCUGGGCAAGAAGCUGAAGAAGGACGCUGUUAAGGUUAAGAAGGCCCUGCCCAGCCUCAGCAGCGAUGACGUCAAGGGCUACCUCAAAAACGGCGCGAUCACUGUCGACGGUAUCGAGCUGGGUCCCGAGGACCUGAUCGUCAAGCGCGGGCUCAAGGAGUCCGAGGUCAAGAAGACGCAGGAGUUCAACACGGACAACGAGGUCCUCAUCAUCCUCGACUGCGAGGCAUACCCGGAGCUGGCGCAGGAGGGUCUGGCGCGCGAGAUCAUCAACCGCGUGCAGCGUCUGCGCAAGAAGGCCGGCCUGGUGCCCACCGACGACGUCGGAAUGGAGUACCGUGUGUUGGGUGACCCGGACAGUGUGGGUCUCGAGGGUGUGUUUGACAGCCACCAGGAGAUGAUCAAGAAGGCGCUGAGGCGGCCGGUCGACAAGCACGUCGUCACGGAGGACAAGGGUGCCAUUCCGGACGGCAUGGUCGAUGUGGUUAUUAUGGAGGAGGAGCAGGAGAUUCAGAAGGCGACGUUCAUGCUGCGGUUGGUCAAGUUGUAGAGUGAUGGGG
Messenger RNA from Aplosporella prunicola CBS 121167, 3304 nucleotides. RefSeq lists its product as uncharacterized. Lineage: Eukaryota; Fungi; Ascomycota; Dothideomycetes; Botryosphaeriales; Aplosporellaceae. Gene Ontology annotation, molecular function: isoleucine-tRNA ligase activity; tRNA binding; ATP binding. The transcript has 2 exons. The record is from RefSeq and is a predicted model, not a curated record. Gene Ontology annotation, biological process: isoleucyl-tRNA aminoacylation. The coding region runs from base 55 to 3294 and encodes 1079 amino acids.